AACCAGAGGAUAUGAUUGAUACCUAGGGUAGGACGGCAGGCAGACAAGAGAACAGCAUUGUUGUUGUUUCGUCAAUCACCAAGAUUAUCUUUCAGGUAUGCUUUACAGAUGCCAGCAAAAGUAUGAAGAUCAUAAGUAUCAUCAUCAAAAGAAGCAGUAUACCGUUUCCAGAUAGGUGUUUUUGAAAGUUUAUACCAUGGAGAGUGGCUUGAAGAGGGGCGUAUAUGUGGUAAAAACUUGGAAACAAGAGUAUCGUCCGGAGAGAAAGGAGUGUAUACGAUGAGGCUAAAUUACUAAGAGAAGCAAAAGUAAAUUUAGUCCAACUCCAAUUCUUACUUAACAAUGAAAAUAGUCUACACAAUUGGUCGGUGCAGAUUGUGGGUUUGACUGCUAUCUUUUGCACUAUGAUUUAUGAUGGCGACGACUUGUUUGUCUCUAUACCUCAGUUCACUAUAAACUUUCCUAGCUGUAUAAAACAAUUGGGUGGCUCUUCUGAAGCCUUAGAUAAACUAUUUUCGUUUGCCUAUUAUGUCGAAGAAACUGCUCAUGCCAUGAAAUGCAGUCUCAUAAAGAACAAGCGAAUGCUGAAUACAAUCAGCCAUAUAUUCAAUAAUGAUGAUUUUAGCAGUACCAUUUCAACUUUGUUCCCUCAUAAGGCGACUUCAAGGUUGAUGAAUUAAAUGUCACCUCCUUCUGGCGAUAGUACCAAAAUAAAUCAUCCCGCCUAUCAACAGGCUUAUUUUAUGCAACACCUUAGCCACUCCAAUUGACAUCAGCAGUUGUGAUAGGAAGAAAGAAGAAAAAGGGAAAAAGUCGGAAAAUAAAGAGGAUAUGUGGGGGAUCCGAAAGGAAGGUGGCUUAUGGUACUGUUCAGUCACCGGUCAGACCCUCAUAGAGCAUCCUUUUUUACCAAAUAAAAAUGCUGAAUAAGUACACUUUCUUGUGUAAAUUGUUAUCGUAAAAAAAAAUAAAAUAAAAAAUAAUUUUUUUUUUUUUUUUUUUUUUUUUUUUUUUUUU
This is a messenger RNA of Cokeromyces recurvatus, 1017 nucleotides long. RefSeq lists its product as uncharacterized. The transcript is spliced from 2 exons. The coding region runs from base 405 to 680 and encodes 91 amino acids. The record is from RefSeq and is a predicted model, not a curated record. NCBI's taxonomy places the organism in Eukaryota, Fungi, Mucoromycota, Mucoromycetes, Mucorales, Mucoraceae.